UUGUUAUCGUGGAUGAUAUCGACGAGCCGAAACAAGAGAAAGGAGAAAGAAAAAACACGCGACAAUUAGAAAGACGCGCGAGCAACGGACAGUUACGGUUGAUCAUAUUUUCCACCCCUUGUACAGCGAAACGGGCCUUUUAGCUAGCCGUGCCGCAUCCGAUAGAUCGACGAGGAUGUACGCGGGUAGAUCGAUAGUUCCGCAAUGGCUCGUGAACCUCGAGAAGUCGCUUGGAGGAUCGCGGUUACACUGAACGGUUAGAAUCUGUGUUGAAAGCCGAUAAAAAGAAAGCUAGAGAAACAUACACAGACGCACAGGCACAGGGGGAUCCAUCCUGUCGAGGAAAGGAUCGGUUCGGCUCGAAUGCCCCUUGUUACUCGUGUAGCCGUGCCAGGCUUUUAAAUGGUGCAUCAUUCCGAGGAUCUUAGUCGUAGUGAGAUAUUAGGUACGCGUAGAAAGUGUCCAAGAAAGUCGAGGAGACCCUAGUCGUUUGUAUCGAAACCGAUCGGAGUCAAACGCGAUCUCUACGAGUUGAAUAAUCCCGAUCGCAGGCCUAAAUUGUCAUGUUACUCCGAUCGUACUUAGUAUAAAACGCAUAGGAUAAUUUGACGAGGUGUCAACGUAGUAAAAGAGUAAAGUGAGAGAAGCGGAAAAGAAAUACGGAAACGGUACACGAAGGAAGCGGAAGAGUGAAAGAAGAAGGGAAAUAAUAAGAAUAAGAAGAAGGCAAAGAAAGAAGGAUAAGGCGCGUAACCCGUGGACGUGCAAGACGGUUAAAACGAGAACGCGAAUGGCCGAGAACGCGAAUAGGGUGUACCCGGUUACGGCGGUCCAUCUUGCGGGUGAGAUCGAUCCUGAUACAGCGGCACCGGGUAGUUGGUAAUGGGGGGUUUAGGCGAGAAUGCCUCUUCCCUGUCGUCGUCGUCGUCGCCGUCGUCGUCAUCGUCAUCGCCGAUCUUUAGCCUGUCAACAGGUUCCUGUAAGCGUAACCGUUUGUCCCUGUACCGCCGGCCAGAGGCCAGGAUUCCCAUCAAACACGCCGACCAUCGGGUUCCCUUCGAUCGUAGUAAUAGCAUCGACGAGCACGCCGGUAUCGGGCUGCAUCUCCAUUCGAUUGGAUCUAUCGGUAGUAUUAGAAACGAGCCUGAUCGGAUCGGUGAUCGGCGAUCGCGUGAAACCGAGUCGGAUCCACCGAUCGCGAACGGGACGGAAGAUCGGCGACGAGGAAAACAGGAGGCCGAGGGAAAAGGAAGGAGGAGGUGGUGGUGGGGGUGGAGGAGGUGACUCGCCGCCGAGAUGCACCAGGUGCCGUACGGAGCUGGACUUAGCUCGAACGCGGGUCGAAACGAGAGGCUCUUCCGGAAGAAGACGCACGAGUGUAGUCGACGUAGAAACGCCGAAACUCCGAUCGAUCCACCGAUCGAUACAGCUCCAUACUGUCGAGUACAACAACCCCCACAAUUGGCUUCCUCGCCUCGUAUCCUUUCCAGAUACAGAGGAUCCCUGCUACCUUCGAACGUGCUUCUCAUAGGAUUAGCGCUUUGCUGUUUAACCCUAUCGCCGGUAGAACCGCGACAAAACCAUCAUCAUCAUACUUGUCCCGGUUGCCCGCAUCAACAGCAACACCAGCAGCAUAUUCACGAGACGAAUCGGGGCGGUGGUUCGAAGGAUACCGCCGCGCCCAGCCCGGACGAUCUCAGAUUGGAGGCGAUCAAGCAUCAGAUACUAACUAAACUCGGCCUUAGAACGCGACCGGACGUAAACAGAACUUUGGCCACGGUGCCUAGGCAUUUGGCGCUCGAGACACUUUACAGAGCCGAGGCACAAUCCUCGUCUCGUUAUCCGUCCGACAGAUCGAACGACGACCAUGACACCGUCUAUUCCCCGGACAUUCUCUACGGCGGCGACGAGUAUUCCUAUAAAAAUCUCGAUCACCGAGCCGAGAGUUCGGCUAAAGACAACUCCAGGUUUGAUUCAUCCUAUCAAGUCUACGGAGAACGCGACGCUCAAGAUUCGCAGGAGGAGAUUGACGAUUUCUACGCGAGAACCUCCGAGAUUAUCACGUUCGCCGAGCCCGGAAGAACGUUAAACGGACAACCGCUACUGGAAUUCCCGAUGUCCAGCGGGGAACCAGCGUUGGAACCUUUGAAAAUCAAGAGGGCAACGCUUUGGGCGCGAGUCGAAUUCAAACACGCCCAUCAUUAUCAACACCAUCGCCAGGGCGAAACGAACCAAAGAAACAUUACGCUGUGGGUAUUCAGGGUACGCUGCGGCAACAUGACGCACUUGCGUGGAAAGGAGCUCGGGCAACAUCUGGAAAUGGUAACGUCCCUAGGUGUGAACAUCGGUCAAUUGGGGUGGCUAAAGUUCGAUGUCACCAGAGUGGUGAACAGUUGGUACACGACUAACGAAGGUUCGACCAGAGACAAAUUGACACUGUUAGUCGAUUGUACCGGAUGUGGUUCGCACGUCCACGUAUCGACGUUCAAUGGUCAUUCCCCGCACGUGAUCGACUCGUCGUUUAACGCAAAAGGUACUCAAGACCCGGACAGACCGUUCCUAGUGGUUCGCACCGAUCCAGCGGCUGUGAAAAGAGUUAGAAGACGGGCGGUCGAAUGCAGCGGCGCGAUAAAGGGUCAAUGUUGCAAGCAAAGGUUCUACGUGAAUUUUUCUCAACUCGGUUGGGACGACUGGAUAAUCGCUCCGCAGGGGUAUUACGCCAACUACUGCAGGGGUGAUUGCGCGACAGGGCAUAGAACGCCGGACACCUUCCUCAACUACUACACCCACGUGAUCGAGGAAUACAGGAAAAUGGAUCGACUGGCCGGUAUGCAACCGUGUUGUGCCCCUCUAAAAUUCUCGCCAAUGUCGCUAAUCUAUUACGGCCCCGAUUCCAACAUCAUCAAAAGGGAUCUACCAAAGAUGGUGGUGGACGAAUGCGGAUGUCCCUAAGUGUUCCUCGAUACCGCUACCACGAAACGAAGGGUUCGCGCCGCUUUACCAUCGAAUAUUACCCUCGACUUUCGUGUUCCAAUCAAAACCUUCUCUAUACAUAUAUACCACCUACCGUUUUCUUCCGCGUUCGUCGAAAGUAUACCUAGUAUCUAGUACGAAACUUUUCGAACGAGUUACGCCGAGUUACGCGUGUAUUAGAAGAGAAAAAAAGAAAAGAAAAGAAACGGUUUCAAUCGUGUCCGCACCUCUAUCGACCCUUCGCGAUCCACCCUUACGCCGAGCCACCACCGGUCUAAGGGGGCUCGUGUUACGCGAUUUUCGGCACGUUCCCAGACAAGCCUCGAUCCGGUUUCCUUUAGGGUUCGUUCCUAGUAUUACGGAGAUAUAGACACGGUCAGAGUCCGUUUGAAAAACGAUCCGUGUGUCCUCGAAUCAGGUCCAAAAGCAAUUUUCUACCUUACAACGGAUUCUCGAUCGUCGGCAAUCCGAUUACGAUGAAAC
Molecule: messenger RNA, 3456 nt
Organism: Osmia bicornis bicornis
Lineage: Eukaryota; Metazoa; Arthropoda; Insecta; Hymenoptera; Megachilidae
Gene: Actbeta
Product: inhibin beta chain
Exons: 5
Coding region: 1297-2952 (551 amino acids)
Biological process (GO): SMAD protein signal transduction
Cellular component (GO): extracellular region
Molecular function (GO): growth factor activity; cytokine activity
Source: RefSeq, a predicted model, not a curated record